Molecule: messenger RNA, 1711 nt
Organism: Mandrillus leucophaeus (drill)
Lineage: Eukaryota; Metazoa; Chordata; Mammalia; Primates; Cercopithecidae
Gene: CCDC102A
Product: coiled-coil domain containing 102A
Exons: 9
Coding region: 1-1287 (428 amino acids)
Cellular component (GO): myosin complex
Source: RefSeq, a predicted model, not a curated record
AUGGGUGCCUGGAAGCCAUUAGGGGCCUGGGUGGUGCCUGCCCUGGCCCUGCGCAACAGGCUUGGAUUCCUGGAAGGAGCCAGUGGCCCUCUCCGGGCCAAGCCCUGUGCCAGGCCUGGCAGCUCCCAGAGGUCCGAGGAGGCGUCCUCCGCCCUGUGGCCUGGAGAGAAGCGGGGCGCGGCGCCAUCAUGCACAGUGCCUCCACCUUGGUCCCCGCAGGAACUGGAGCUGGUGGAGAGCCUGCUGAAGAGCAUGCCGGAGGAGUCUGAGGACUGCUGGGAGGCACGCAGCAUGGGGGCCGGGGGCCCGCGGGGCAGCUCAGGCCGCCAGGAGCGGAGCCGGCUGCCCUGGGAGGACACAGCUACCAUGGAGGAGGAGGCCUCCAAGUUGACUGCCCUGCGGCUACGACUGGAUGAGUCCCAGAAGGUGCUGCUCAAGGAGCGAGAGGAUAAACUGGCAUUGAGCAGGAACAUUGAGAAGCUAGAAGGGGAGCUCAGCCAGUGGAAGAUCAAGUAUGAGGAGCUGAGCAAGACCAAGCAGGAGAUGCUCAAGCAGCUCAGCAUCCUGAAGGAGGCGCACCAGGAUGAGCUGGGCCGCAUGUCUGAGGACCUGGAGGAUGAGCUCGGUGCACGCUCCAGCAUGGACCGGAAGAUGGCCGAGCUGAGGGGCGAGAUGGAGCGGCUGCAGGCCGAAAAUGCCGCGGAGUGGGGCCGCCGGGAGCGGCUAGAGACAGAGAAACUGGGCCUUGAACGGGAGAACAAGAAGCUGCGGGCACAGGUCGGGGACCUGGAGGAGGCGCUGGCCCGGCGGCGGCGGCAGACAGCCAGUGCACUGGACUGUGACCUGAGGGCCAGCCAAGCCGCGCUCUUCGAGAAGAACAAGGAGCUGGCAGACUUGAAGCAUGUGCAUGGCAAGCUGAAGAAGCAGUUCCAGGAGAAGGUGGCAGAGCUGGCACAUGCCAACCGGCGGGUGGAGCAGCACGAGGCCGAGGUGAAGAAGCUGCGGCUGCGGGUGGAGGAGCUCAAGAAGGAGCUGGCCCAGGCUGAGGAUGAGCUGGACGAGGCCCACAACCAGGCACGUAAGCUGCAGCGGUCGCUGGACGAGCAGACGGAGCAGAGUGAGAACCUGCAAGUGCAACUGGAGCACCUGCAGUCCAGGCUCCGCAGGCAGCAGCAGAACGCUCCCCUCUUCGGGAAGAUCCGCAGUGCUCGCUUUGGCACCGAGGAGGCCGGGGAUGGAGCCAGCGACCUGGACGAGGACGAGGACCUGCAAAUCCAGGUGGCCUAGAGCUUCCUGUGGCUGGCAGGAUGGGCUGCCCCACACCUGCCCAGGGUCCAGGCUAACCAGCCACUCAAACUGAUGCAGCGCCUAGGCUCACUCUGGGACCAGUCCCUGCCACAGCCGACUUUCUUCUCUCCCAGGGAUGGUGUCAACAGUCCCACUUACAAACGCCCUGUGGAAAGGAAGCCUAUGUCUCAUAUAUAUAUAUAUAUGUAUGUAUCUCCAGGAGUCUUUGGACCCAUUUGGUUUUAUAAAUACAGGACAGCUCCAAGGCCCAGUCCAGGUGACCUCACCCACCCAGGACUUCAUGCAGGGCUGGGCAUGUUGGGGGAGGUUGUUGGAGCCACAGCCUGGGCUGCCCCUCUAGGCUUCGCUGUUCAUCAUACAAUGCAGUGAACCCAGUUCUUUGUAAUAAAUGAAGUUCAAGUUC